GCCACGCCGAAGUUGCGCCCGACGAGGAGGAUUAUGGCCGUACAUGGAUGUGGAUGCCCGAUGGUGAUGGCAAACCGCAUGUUGCCUAUCUAACCGAGCCACCCGUGGAUAGUCAGCAAGACGAUGUGCCGGAAUUCGUGCAUGUGGAGCUCUUUGAUAGCGCAAAUACCGCUAAUCCAACAACUAUACAAAUAUCCGUUGCCAAUCAUACUGUCAGUGAAGGUCGGAAGAGUAGACAGAAGCGCGAUACUUGGGAAGAGAUGGCCGGUAAAUUCAAUGCCGAUUUGGAUACGAAAAUUUUGGUACACGGUUGGAAGUCGAGCACGACCAGUGACUCAAUACAAUCUAUACGUGGUGCAUACACUAUGCGCGGGAAUUUGAAUAUUUUCGCAAUCAACUGGCGCGAUCAAGCGGACAAUAUUUACUAUCUGAAACCCGCACGUUACACCGUGCAAGUGGGCCGAGCUGUUGCUAAGCUUAUUGAUCUACUUGUUGAGGAAAAGGAUGCUGACUCCAAGCGUAUACAUCUAAUCGGUCAUAGCUUAGGGGCGCAUAUAAUGGGCUAUGCGGGGUCCUACACCAAAUAUCGUGUUGGCAGAAUCACAGGUCUCGAUCCUGCCAGACCGGCUUUUGAGAACUGCAGCGGACCGGAGCAUCAUUUAGACCCAUCAGAUGCAGAUUUCGUUGAUGUCAUACAUAGUUGUGGUGGCGUUUUGGGGUUUCGUGAACCAAUUGGCUGUGUGGAUUUUUAUCCGAAUGGCGGCGGCGCACCGCAGCCGGGCUGCACAGAGAUUUCACAAAUCUUUACCGGCUGUAGCCACGGUCGUUCCUAUGAGUACUUUGCGGAAUCCAUACAUAGUGAGAAAGGUUUCUAUGCUGCUCCCUGUUCAUCGUUGAAAGAGUUAAUCGGUCGUAAUUGCACGGGUACAAAGAUCUUAAUGGGUGAUCCGGUGCCGUUGAGUGCGCGUGGCAUUUACUAUUUGAAGACUGGUAGUAAACCAGGGUUCGCUUUGGGUUUGGACUAAUGCCAAUAAAUUUUGGAGCAGAUCCGUAAUUAUCUGCUAUGAAAGCAGUGUUCAUGUAUAGGGUAGAGAGAGUUACAUAUAUGUAGCAAUAUAUCUAUAAAUAUAUGCUUAACUAUGAACAAAUAUAAUAAAUGGAACUGUCAAGUACCUUACACAA
This is a messenger RNA of Bactrocera neohumeralis, 1182 nucleotides long. Its product is annotated as lipase member H-like. The record is from RefSeq and is a predicted model, not a curated record. The transcript has 5 exons. Gene Ontology annotation, molecular function: lipase activity. Gene Ontology annotation, biological process: lipid metabolic process. Bases 48 to 1025 code for a protein of 325 amino acids. Lineage: Eukaryota; Metazoa; Arthropoda; Insecta; Diptera; Tephritidae.